CGAUUCAUUCGCGAUUCGGAUAUCACCAGUCUGAACGCAACCAAAACACUACUUUAAAAGACAACACAGACAAAAGGUGGAGAUAUAUCUGCACUCAAUCGUUUGUUUUGAAUGCCAUCUUAUCAUAAUGUCCUCCAUGGUUCAGUCAGUUUUGCAGUGAAUCUCACCGGAGUUCAAUAACACGGAACACGAACAACAGACAUGGCCAUGCUCAAAGCAAGCCAUCAGACAGAUGUAAGCGAUGCUGGAGAGGGGCAGUUGAUGUGUCCCGUGUGUCUGGAGAUAUUUAACCGUCCGAUGACCACACAGUGCGGACAUACAUUCUGCCAUAGUUGCCUUCAGGAAUGCUUGCGACCUCAGAAACCAGUGUGUGCAGUCUGCAGGUCUGAUCUGCAUGAGUGGACUAAAGCAGAUCAUUUGGAGGACUUGAUUGACAAAUCCACUGGACAAUGCAAAGGCUGUGGAAAUAAUGUUGCUUUGUCCCAGAUGAGGCAUCACACAGGGACUUGCUCCAAGUAUCAAGACUAUGUCAAGGAGGGUAUGAAGUCCAUUUCCCAGAAGCAGCCUUCUAUUGUCAGUUCAGUGCCGAACCGCUACACGUUCACCUGUCCCUUCUGUAACCAGAGGAACUUCGACCAGGAUGGUCUAGUGGAACACUGCACCUCCAAACACGCACACGACCCCCGUUCAGUGGUGUGUCCAAUCUGUGCCUCCAUGCCCUGGGGUGACCCGAAUUACAGGAGCGCCGACUUCUUUCAGCACCUCAAAAUAAGACAUGCUUUUUCUUACGAUACUUUUGUUGAUUAUGCCACCGAUGAGCAAGCCAUGAUCCAGGAAGCUCUGCAGCGCUCUCUCAUGGAUAACUGAUGUGAGGGACACAUGAACCUCCUGCUAAAAUUAAAGGAAUAGUUCACCCAAAAAUGAAACCCAGUAAAGAGAACCAUGGAAAUUCUGUCAUUAUUUGAUCAACCUCAUGUCGUUCUGAACCCAUAUGUUGUUAUUGUUUCCGUAGAGCACGAAAGUAGAAACGUUCAAGAAUCUUUAUUGUUAAAUGGCACACCUUGCCUAAAUAUUGUUCAAAGAUUUCUCCUUUGUGCUCUCAAAAAGCAGCGUACUGGUUCAGAACAACAUGAGGGUCAUAAUUUUCAUUUUUGGGUGAAAAAUGUAUCAAACACAACCAAAAAUCAAUGUUUAUGAUUAAAAAAAUUCAGGGCUUUUUUUUUGCUACAUUAUUAAAAUCCAUUUAUUCAUAUUACAUAUAUCGUAUAGUGGACACGAUGAACAUUUGUUGGUGACUCUAAAAUUCCUCUUGAUUGAAUGUUGCUGAUUAUGAAUCAGCCAAGCUCUGUGAAGUGUAAGUUUUAAUUAUAACACUCUCAGUCAUAUAUCUCAUACAUUCAUAUAUCACAUAUUUCCAUACACAUUCUGAGCAGAAAUGUGUCUGCCAUUCUAAUAUACACUACCGGUCAAAAGUUUUGAAACACUUACUCAUUCUUUAUUAUAAUUUUUUUCUUCACAUUUUAGAAUAAUAGUAUAGUCAUCAAAACUAUGGAAUAACAUAAAUGGAACUAUGGGAAUUAUUUUGUGACUAAACAAAAUCCAAAAUAAAUCAAAACUGUGUUAUAUUUUAGCAUCUUCAAAGUAGUCACCCUUUGCCUAGAAUUUGCAGACAUGAACUCUUGACAUUUUCUCAGCCAACUCCUUGAGGUAUCACCCUGAGAUGCUUUUUAAACAGUAUUGAAGGAGUUCCCAUCUAUGUUGGGCACUUAUUGACUGCUUUUCUUUAUUAUUUGGUCCAAGUCAUCAAUUUCAAAAACUUUUUUUUUUUUUAUUAAAUUUUAGUUUUAUAAUGAAAUAAAUGAAUAUGGUGGCACAAUUAUAUUUUUGUCUGCAAAACUAAUUUCAAACAUUUAAGCAUACACCUUUAGAUCAAAAGAUUUUUAUGAUCAUGAGAAACUUUUCAGGCAAGUGUUUCAAAACUUUUGACUGGUAGUGUAGAUUUAUAUAGAUUGGAAAGCAACGGCCUGCAAUUAUUAUUUUUUUUUAUUUUUUUAUGAACCAUAUUAUAUUUAAUAAUACUUAACUAUAUUAAACACUUAUAAAGUGAGUUUAUUCAGAAGUUUUGCAUAAUUUCGUUUGGUCAGUUUGAUCUUGAGCCAGUAAGAAUAAGCUCUUUUUUUCUUUUGGCUUGUUUAGUCUUAUUUUGUUCUUUGAGAAGUGAGCAACCACUGAGCAACAUACUAGAAUGAGUUUGUGUUCGUACCAGUAGGGGGCAGAAUUGUAUCAUUAGUCCACCAUACUGUCUGUUAUCUUUCUCAUCUCAGUGCCCUUAUCAGUUUAGAUGUAGAUGCUGGCAAGUACAUACCUACUGUGCUAGGCCAAAACAUAACCAGACAAACAGAUACUGAUAGAAUACUUUAUUUAUUUAUCACCCCCAAAAAAUUACAAUUAUGUUGUUAUAUGAAAUAUAAUUUACCUAAUAAUGGGCAUUUGCACUCUAAUGCUCUAUUUUUUUUUUUUUUUUUUUUCCAUGGUUGUUUAAUGCAUAAGCAGAAGGCAUACUUAACAGUAUCAAUACUUUUUGUCAUAAUGCCUGUAGUUGGCAGUAGUUUUAUAAGCUGCUCUGUGUUGAACAAAGUUGUAAUUUCAGAGUUUAGAAAGCACAAAGUUUGAUGCAGUUCUGAGGAUAAACUGACUGGAGGUACAUAUGUUAUGAAUAUCAUAUCUGGAGCCUGUUUAAUUAAUGUGUUUUUUGUGCUUAAUGACACUGAUUUAUUGGCCUAUAUAGGUUGCUGGUGAAAAUAGCUUGUGGAUGCUUAAUAAACCCUUUUUCUUUUUUUUUUUUUAAAAAAAGCCUUUUAAAAUCUCAUAUCUUUUCUAAGUACUGUAUUGUGUGACUGCUUUUAAGGUUAAUAAGGUUGUAUGCUGUAUGUGAAAGGCAUUUUCCCCCACCACGUCUAAGCCAUUUUUGAUACAUGGGCAUUCAAUUCAAUUUGGUUACAGUGUGAAUCUCUGGCUCUCCUCCGCUCUAACUCCAUUACUGUUGUUCAUUUCCUCUCCCCCAGCGACUGUCAGCUCUCAUGUCUGAAGGUGCUAAAUCUGAUAAAUUAAAGCUCUUUAAUUAUUUAAACACUGGACCCUGAAAUCACUGUGAGUGAUUUAUACCGGUGUGUUAGACAUGUUGGGCCAGAAACAACACCCACCUCUCAGAUGGAUGACUAAAUGGAGAGGAGGACAAACUCUACACACUAUAAUGGUUACAGUAUUAGAGACGGCUCUGAUCGCUUGCCCAGAAACCUUAUUCACCUUUUGAUUAAGAUGCCCGGUUCAUCACUUUUAAAAAUAAAGAUUCAAAAAAGAGUUUUACAGCCUUAAUGAUUCCUAAGGAGAAGGAAUUUAAAAGGAAUUUUCCCGGUUCAAUACAAGUUAAGCUCAAUCGACAGCAUUUGUGGCAUAAUGUUGAUUACCACAAAAAUAUAUUUCAGCUCGUUCCUCCUUUUCUUUAAAAAAGCAAAAAUGGAGGGUACAGUGAGGCACUUACAGUGGAACUGAGUGGGGGCCAAUUUUUGGAGGGUUUAAAGGCAGAGACAUACACCUUAUAAUUUAUAAAACACUUAUAUUAAUUCUUCUGUUAAAACUCAUGCAUUAUUUGAGCUGUAAAGUUGUUUAAAUUGUUGCUUUUAUGGUCGUUUUAGGGUUUACAGCUUUAUGCCAUGGCAACGAAUAUUGUAAAAUUGGAUCUAACUUUAUACAGAAAAGGUUAGUAAGUGAUUUUUUUUUUUUCACAAUAAAAUCAUGUUUACACAUAUUGUUUAUGUCUUGUGUCUAUACUUAUGAAACAGUGAGUAUUUUAACAUUCAAAAAUUAGCCCCCUUUCACUUCCAUUGUAAGUGCUUCACUGUAAACCAGAUUUAUUUUUUUUUUAUUUUUUUUUCAAGGGACAAGAUGAAAUUAACUUUGUGGUAAUCAACAUUAUGCUACAAAUGCUGUCGAUUGAUGAUGGACAAAGAUAUUUUGAAGGAAAUAUGAUGUUUUAAUGUCCAUAUAAUUCAAGUCAAUGGGAUCCAAAACUUUCAAACUCCAAAAAGGACAUAAAGACAGCAUAAAGGUAAGUUUUGGCCAUGUUUCUCAUCCAAAGUGAUCGUAUUCAGAAAACAUUGAUUAAACCACUGAAGUCAUAUGGAUUACUUUUAUGCUGCCUCUAUUCCCCUUUUGGAGCUUGAAAAUGUUUGACCCCAUUGACUUACAUUGUAUGGACAAAAACACAUCAUAAGUCCACCCAAAUGUCUUUGUAUCAAACAAGUUUGAGACAGCAUGAGCAUGUGUAAAAGUGCAGUGGUGGCUCAACAGUUAAGGCUCUGGGUUACUGAUCAGAUGGUUGGGGGUUCAAGCCCCAGCACUGCCAAGAUGCCACUGUUGGGCCCUUGAGCAAGGCCCAUGACCCUAUCUGCUCCAUGGGUGCUGUAACAUGGCUGACCCUGCACUCUGACCCCAGCUUGGCUGGGAUAUGUGGAAAAAAAAAAA
Myxocyprinus asiaticus (Chinese sucker) is the source of this 4524-nucleotide messenger RNA. Its product is annotated as E3 ubiquitin-protein ligase RNF114-like. Gene Ontology annotation, molecular function: ubiquitin protein ligase activity. Lineage: Eukaryota; Metazoa; Chordata; Actinopteri; Cypriniformes; Catostomidae. The record is from RefSeq and is a predicted model, not a curated record. Bases 202 to 867 code for a protein of 221 amino acids. The transcript has 7 exons. Gene Ontology annotation, biological process: protein polyubiquitination; ubiquitin-dependent protein catabolic process.